AUAUGUUUUUUUAAUGAAGGUUUAUAUUUAUGUAAUUACCGCACGUGCUGUAUUAUUGCAUAGUUUAAACGUAUGUUUUCUUACGAAAAUUCUUUUUUUUUCUUUUAAAUUGAAUAAACGCGUUUUUUUCCAUUUGAUUCCGAAGAAAAGAGAAACAUACAUUGCGAAGAGAGAUUUCACAUUCGUGGCAGUGAUCCUCAACUUGUGUUACAAAACAAAAAAUAUAGCGAUAAAGGAUAAAAUAUUUAUUUUUUUCUAAGGGGAAAGAAAAGAAAAAGAAAGAAGUUCUUUUUUGAUCGAGAGUAAAAAAACAUUUUGAGAAAAGCGAUUCAAUCAUUCGUUCGAGAUCAUUCUAAUUGUCGAUCCUAAUUAUAGAGUACAAUAUCAUUUUAAAUUAGGGAUUCUCAAUGUAUAAUACGUAGUAAAAGUUUUAGGUAUGUCACGUGAGAAAGUAUAUAAUUUAAAUACAAAAUUUACUGUAUACGUAUAUAUAUAUAUAUAUAUGUAUGUAUUUUUUUUUUCUUAUAUUUCCAUUAUUAUACUAUAACCAUAGUUUUAUAUUACCCUUAUACAAGGGAUACGCUACAUUUACAUGGAGAAUGUACGUGAAACAUACAAGAUUGCGAAUCACUGCUUCAAUCAAUUACUGUACAUCUAUACAGAUCUAAAAAGAAAAAUAAAUUAUUAAUCGAUCAAUCGAUCGAUGCUAACUUUGUGACGUAACAUAAAUCGUAUAUGUAAAUAUUUUAUUCGUGUAAAUGUUGAUAAAAAGAGAUCGCUGUUUGUAGUUUUUAUUUUUUGUUUCUUUUUUCUGUCAGAGAGUGGUUAAGUUAGAACGGACGCCGUGACCUACGAGAUCAUCGUCACGUAUAUUCGAAUACCUGACAGCACAUGACUUCGUUGGAAGCAUCACGUAAUCCAUAUCUCUACGCAGGAAAGUUCUUGUUCAGAUCAGUGAACGAUUAAAUUGGUUGGUACCAUAACGAUUGACACCAUUAAUUAAUGCAUUCUCACAUUGAAUUGAAUGAAUUUUAUGAUUCACAAUUAUAUUACAUCAUCAUCACAUAUUGUAUUUUUAUCGAGAGUAAAAAUUUGUAUAAAUUUGAAAAUGUUAUAAUAUCUAUAAAAGGUAAAUUUCGAUUCUUCUGACGAAAUACGAAAGUAUGAUGAAACUUUGUUAUGAAAAGUAUCACAAAAGUUCGUAAGUAUUUAUGUAUGUAUGUAUUGCGAUUGGUAAUAAAAAAAAAAAAAAGGAAAAAAAAAAAAGAAGAAGAAACUUUUCAAAAGGACUUUUUUGUUACGAAUUCAUUUUUAAUAUCGAAGAGAGGAAGGACGAGUUUUUUUUCGUACAAUGUCCCUUAAAAAUUUCCUUUCGAUAUAUUUCGUGUCUCUCUUUACCCCCCCCCCCCUUCUCUCUCUCUCUCUCUCAUCUCAAGAAUUUUAUUAUUUCGCAAUUGAUAUUGUAGGAAAGAGUAUGGAAAUAUUUACAUGUUUAUAGAUGAUCCAUUUUGGAUUCUGAGGGAGGGAGAGAGAAAAAAAAUUAUUAAAAAAAAGUCAAUACAAUCAUGAUGAGUGUUAAAAUAAUACUUGUCUAUCGUUGAUAAAUUUAGAAUCACUACCAACUGUACUUUUGAAUAGAGUUAGUAUAUAUAUAUACAUAUACAUAUAUAUAUAUAUAUAGACAUACACAUAUCGAUCGAUAAUUGUAAGCUUUGACAAGACGUCAUUCAAAUUGCGUGUUUGUUUUGUCUGUUAAUACAAUGUAAAAAAAAAAAAAAAAAAAAAUGCGAUAUUCUCUAUAAAACGUAUCAAGAGAAAGAGAUUACUUGAUAGGAUAAGAAAAUUUAAAAAAGUGAUCAUUUUUCACGAUACCAAUGAUGGUAGGAGAUGAAAGUUCGAAAUUUUUACGUAAGGUAUUCGAAGAAUUCAGCGCGAGUUUUAAAACGUUCUGCGAUUGGCUAACAUGUCCGUCGGCGAACGUUGAUUGGUGAUCGAAUUGGAUGUGGUGGGGAACAAGUGUUUAAGCAGGGUCUGUGGUGGAGUAUAGGAACUUAAAGGUCACCUUCAGUCGCCCAAACGUUGUGCGAGUGUUGUCUUUGACGGUUCGAGAGGUAGCAGCUAGAGUGCUGUAUUUUGUCUCACAGAGAGCGAGAGAGAGAGAAAAAGAAAAAGACAGAGACAGAGAGCGAAGAGCACGUUUUAUCGUUGCUUCCUUCGCUCGUUGAGCGUAAAUUUCUUCUUUAAAAAAAUUGUCAAUUUUGCGGCACAAUCAUGGCGGAAGAUUUAUUACAACAAACCAAAUUUAUAAAACCAGGUAGUCAUAAAGGUAAAGGCCUAGCUGUCUUUACCAGUGGUGGUGAUUCGCAAGGUAUGAAUGCUGCAGUAAGGGCAGUUGUAAGAAUGGGUAUAUAUUUGGGUUGCAAAGUUUUCUUUAUCAAAGAAGGUUAUCAAGGUAUGGUUGAUGGUGGAAGUAAUAUAGUAGAAGCAACUUGGUCAUCCGUAUCAUGUAUUAUUCAUAGGGGUGGUACAAUGAUAGGAUCUGCUAGAUGUAAAGAAUUCAGAGAACGUGCUGGUCGUUUAAAAGCAGCUAAAAAUUUAGUAACAAAUGGAAUAUCCAAUUUAGUUGUUAUUGGAGGUGAUGGUUCUCUAACUGGUGCAAAUCUUUUCAAAGAAGAAUGGGCUGACCUUUUGAAAGAACUUGCAGCAACUGGUGAAAUAACGCCUGAACAAAGUGAAAAGUACAAAUGGUUACAUAUUGUUGGUAUGGUGGGUUCCAUUGAUAAUGAUUUCUGUGGAACUGAUAUGACUAUUGGAACAGAUUCUGCAUUACAUCGUAUUAUAGAAAGUAUUGAUGCUAUUGUUAGCACAGCUUAUUCUCAUCAACGUACAUUUAUAAUGGAGGUUAUGGGCAGACAUUGUGGUUACCUGGCUCUAGUGGCAGCUAUCUGUUCUGAAGCAGAUUAUGUUUUCAUCCCAGAAUGGCCACCAGAGCGGGAUUGGCCGAACAAGCUCUGCAAAAAAUUAUUGCAGGAACGUCUUACUGGGCAACGAUUGAAUAUUAUUAUUGUAGCUGAAGGCGCUGUAGAUAGGAAUGGUGAUCCUAUUACUGCUGCAAAAGUACAUAAAGUUGUUGUUGAUAAAUUACAACAAGAUACUAGGAUCACUGUGUUGGGUCAUGUCCAAAGAGGUGGUAAUCCAUCUGCUUUUGAUAGAGUGUUGGGAUGCCGAAUGGGUGCUGAAGCUGUAAUGGCAUUAAUGGAAGCAACGCCUGAAACAGAAGCUUGCGUUGUUACAUUGGAUGGAAAUCAAGCUGUUAGAUUGCCACUAAUGGAAUGUGUACGUCGUACCAAGGCUGUAGCUAAAGCUAUGGCGGAUAAAAAUUGGGAUCUUGCAGUUCAACUUCGGGGAAAAGGUUUCGCUCGUAACUUGGAAACAUACAAAAUGUUGACUCGAUUGAAAGCACCUGCAGAUUAUGAUGCAAAGGAAAUGAAUGGUCCUACAUUAACAAAGCAAUUCACUUUAUGUGGACAAGAUCAUCAUACGGUAGCUGUAAUGCAUAUUGGUUCACCUUCUUGUGGUAUGAAUGCUGCAGUACGUUCUUUUGUACGAAACUGCAUCUAUAGAGGUGAUAAGGUCUAUGGAGUCUGUGAUGGUAUAUUGGGUCUUAUAUCUGGAAAGUUUAAAUUAAUGGAUUGGCCCUCUGUAACAGGAUGGGUAGCACAAGGUGGCGCUUACUUAGGAACAAAACGUACUCCUCCAAGAGAUGAUCAAUUACCUCAAAUAGCUCAAAAAUUAAAAGAAUAUGGAAUCCAGGCUUUGCUUAUUAUAGGUGGAUUCGAGGGUUAUCAAACAGGACUUACAUUCUAUAAUGCAAGAGACAAAUUUGAAGAAUUUAGAAUUCCUAUUGCUAUGAUACCUGCUACUAUUAGUAAUAAUGUUCCUGGGACAGAAUUUUCUUUAGGUUGCGAUACUGCCUUAAACGAAAUUACUGAGAUUUGUGACCGCAUUCGUCAAUCAGCACAAGGUACUAAACGUCGUGUAUUUAUCAUAGAGACAAUGGGUGGUUUUUGCGGUUAUUUAGCGACUGUAGCAGGAUUAGCUGGUGGUGCUGAUGCAGCUUAUAUAUUCGAGGAAAAAUUCAAUAUUAGAGAUUUAAAUCAAGAUGUAAUAGCUAUGGCUGCAAAAAUGUCAGAAGGUGUGCAGAGAGGACUUAUUCUUAGAAAUGAAAAUGCUAAUUUGAAUUAUAAUACUGACUUCAUGCAGAGACUAUUUAGUGAAGAAGGAAAAGGAUUGUUCAGUUGUAGGAUGAAUAUAAUCGGACAUAUGCAACAAGGUGGUUCACCGACUCCUUUUGAUCGUAACUUGGGUACUAAAAUGGGUUCUAAAGCUGUUGAAUGGUUUAGCGAGCAAUUUAAAAAAUAUACUAAUGCGGAAGGACGUCCAGUUACAACGGAUCCAACUAGUGCAGUAAUGUUAGGUAUCGUUAGAAGACAAUAUAGGUUCACACCUUUCACAGAACUCAUGGAAGUUACUGAUUUCGAGCAUCGCAUUCCGACGUAUCAAUGGUGGAUGAAGCUACGACCAUUGCUGAAAGUUUUAGCGAAGCACGAAUCGACAUACGAAGAAGAAGGUCUAUAUAUAACUGUAGAAGAAAUGGAUCUUGGCAAUGAUGCGCCUCUUGUGUAAUUCAUACACAUCAAUACCUCGUACCUAACUGAAGGUAAUAUGUCUAUGAUGUACACAUUGAUUGUGUGCAAAAUAAGUUUUAAUAAAUAUUUGCAGUAUUGUGUUAUAUUAGAAUAUUCGCGUUUGAUUGCUUAAGAUGAAAAAUAAAAAGGAAUAGAAUUUUAGAUAAUACUUUUUAAUAAAUAAGAAAUUUACAAAAUUCAAUCCUAAACGUAUUAUCAUUACACAAACGUUAUACAAAAGAAAAAAAAAACUUAUUAUACUAAUGCACUUCUCUGUGUAGUUAUAUAUUGGUAAGCCGAAAACGUAACAAAGAAGAAAGAAAAAACCUGAAAAUGUGAAUACUUAAAAUAAACUGCAUAUUGUAAAAAGACACGAGUGGUAAAUAGGUAACUUUAUUUUGUUUUUUGCGUUAUCAUCUUUACACCUUAAGCAUAUAUUAACUCAGGUAACAAAUAGGUACAAAGGCAAUACCUAGAAACAGAAAUUUUAAAUUACUUUAUCAAAUUAAUAAUGAUAUUAAUUAAUGAUAUCUCUCUCUGUUACUCAUGAUUAAUUAAUAAUACAAGAGUGACAAGGUAAUAUCAUUGCGAUAUAUUGGGUAUAUGUAAAAUUAGCUGUGUGUGUAUAUUUACAAGUAAUAAUGCACAUUAUUACAUAUCUAAAAUGCUUAUCUAAAUUAUAUCACUUUUUCUUUAAUAUUAUUUGCGAGAAGCAUUAUUUAUAUAUCUAUAUACGUAUGGUGGAAACAGAAAAUUAAAAUUGUGUGGCACUAAAGAAAAUUUGAGUUAUGGUAAAAUUUUUAACAUAAAUUAAGAAAAAUGUGUAUGUAUUUUGAAAAUAGCGUUUAAAAAUAUCGCAGUUUCAAGAGUUUGAUAUGCGGCUCCGAUUCUCAUAGUGUAAUAUUUUUAUAUAUCUAAUGUUGGACCACUUUUUGGUCAGAUAAAGGAUAUAUUAUAAGAGAUAUAUCUAAGAAAUAUAAUAUGUAUACUAAUUAUUACGCUGGCAUUAAUAUUUUUAUUUUCUUAUUAAUAUUUGCCCCAAAUAAACGUAUCUAUAUAUAUAUAUAUAUAUACACAUAUUGAUAAAGCAAUCAUUCUGGUAUAUUUACAAUCAAUAGUAAUGCAAUGUUUAUGAACAUAUAAGAUAAUUUUAUUUAUAUGAAUGAAUGAAUUAAUGACCUUGAUAUUUUAAUUUAUUUGAGUAUUAUAAAAUAUUACAAUUUGUUUAUGAGCCUUCGAUAUAUUUCAUAUUUUAAUAAAUUACCAAUGGUAAAGCUCAAAAAUCGUAUAUUUAGUAUUUCAUCGAUAUAACAUGUACAACAUGAGUCGAGAAGUAUAUCAGAUUUAGUCUUACUCAACACAAGAUAAAAUGCUAAACUGUGUUUGUGGUUUAUUAAGAAUGUAGAAAUAAGAAAAAUGUUUUGUGCCAAUUUAUGUUGAUAAAUAAAGUUUUACUUUCAGUUUAGCAUUAUUAAAAGCUAUCAAAAGCUAUUUGGAGAAUAUACUUGUCUACCUCAAAACAUAAUUUGCAAUUAAGAAUGACUAUUGGGAAUGAAUUGACCCUGAGUCACACUGAUUGCAUAUAUCAUUAAAACAUUUUGCUAAAAUUUAAGAUUUUGCGAUCAUGAAAGUAUUUAGAUUCUUUUUUCCUAUUAUACUUAUACAUAUACUUGCAAAUGAAUUUAGCAAGUGUGUUGUGAACUCAUAUUUAAUUUUAAAACAUAAUGUAGUCUUCUUCGUGUCUUGUCAAAUUAUGAAAUCGUGUAUUAACAUUACAAUACUACUAAAAGUAAUGUUGUUUCUGAUUUCACUCGUGUUUCUAAAUUCGUCUAAAAAUAUUAAAUAUUGUUAAAUCUAUGUAAUAAUAUAAUGUGUGUAAUUGUGAAAUGUUAACGAAAUGGGAAAUGUUCAGAACAGUAUAUUGCAAGAACUCAUUAAAUGUUAUUAAUAUAAAAAAAUUUACUAA
Molecule: messenger RNA, 6654 nt
Organism: Vespa velutina
Lineage: Eukaryota; Metazoa; Arthropoda; Insecta; Hymenoptera; Vespidae
Gene: Pfk
Product: ATP-dependent 6-phosphofructokinase
Exons: 17
Coding region: 2272-4686 (804 amino acids)
Biological process (GO): fructose 6-phosphate metabolic process; canonical glycolysis; fructose 1,6-bisphosphate metabolic process
Cellular component (GO): cytoplasm; 6-phosphofructokinase complex
Molecular function (GO): identical protein binding; AMP binding; ATP binding
Source: RefSeq, a predicted model, not a curated record